This is a messenger RNA of Branchiostoma belcheri (Belcher's lancelet), 2434 nucleotides long. RefSeq names its product tetratricopeptide repeat protein 22-like. The transcript has a single exon. The coding region runs from base 292 to 2238 and encodes 648 amino acids. The record is from RefSeq and is a predicted model, not a curated record. Gene Ontology annotation, biological process: signal transduction. NCBI's taxonomy places the organism in Eukaryota, Metazoa, Chordata, Leptocardii, Amphioxiformes, Branchiostomatidae. Gene Ontology annotation, molecular function: protein binding.
UUGAAAAAAGAGAGACUCAAAGACCAACUAAACAAUCCAGAAGAGGUUGAAUGCACAAAAAUAGCUCUCUUAAACUUUAUCAGUGUAUUUGAGUAUGCCUCACAGCAUACAGACGAGGCCAGAAAGACCGCACAACAGGUUUUAGAAAAAGACCCAUGUAACAUAAAUGCUGUUGAAAAUUUGGCACACAUCAACAGAAAGUUGGGCUUGGAAAGUGAGGCCGAACGACAGGCUCGAUGUCAAAAUGUACCAACUGCUAAGCACAAUGUAAAGGCAUGCGAAGCACGCUCCAUGGCAGAGCAGGCAUUUGCCCUAACCUACGAUUGUUUUGACAAAGAUCAAGAUGAUGAAGGUACAGAGCAAACUGAAAAAUUCCUCAAUGCUGAAAAUCUUUAUCAAAGGGCCAUCAAAACUGGGAACGGAAUUAUUGAGCAAAGGGAAAAAAUGACAUGGUCAUUUUUCAAAGCAUUCAACAAUAAGAUGAUACUUUCACGAUACAUUUACCUGUCUGUUCACAGGUAUAGUGAGGAAGUGAAAGAUAAGAUAAUAACAAAUCUGGAUAAAAGUAUCGCUGGUUUUACUGAUGUUCUCCACCAAGAGCCCACUCCACUGUACAAAGCACAGGCACUUGUUUACGUGAACUGUGUGAUGUCCAGAACGGAGUAUUCAGUAGAACACAUGCGUAUACCAGGUCUGCAGAGGGAUAUAGCAAGGUUCAAAGAACAGGUUAGCGCCUUGCUACAGGAAGAGGGGUCAGUCAAGCAUGCCAUAGAGUUAGCGAAAGACAAUCACCGUGUCCUUAAUACAAUGGCCCGUGCGUUGAAAGGUACAGAUUUUGAAGAAGCAGAAGAUACGAUAAGAAUGUCCUUGGAAGCAGAGAGUAAUCCUAACAUCAACUGGUAUGGGUACCUUUUAAAUGGAGAGCUUGCCCUGGAGAGGUACAAACGUACAUGUACCACAAUCCAGAGCAAGAGAGAUCCCGAUAAUGUUGAAGUUCUGAAACGUUCUAUUUCAGAUCUAACAACAUGUGUGGAAGGAAUGAAAUCAUCCAGAAAUUAUUCUCUGUUAGGAGAAGCUUUUAUGAAGUUAGCAUUAUCAGAAUCUUGCACAUCUCUACACACAGAUGAUGGCAGAGAAACCGAGGUUUAUAAGCACCUGGUACAGGCACUAAUCUACUUCAAUGAAGCUCUAACAAAGGACCGUGGAGCGAGAGAUCCCAAAGUCCAUGGUUUCCGCAGUGAGUGCUUAGAGCGUCUCAAAGAAGACAAAAUGGCAAUAGAAAGUUGGAAAAGGGCUGUUGAAUUGGAUCGACUAUCAACUACAUACUGGGGAAACAUCAAGUCACUGCUGCUCAUGCUUCUGAAUCAGUGUAGAAAAAUGUCAGAUUCAGAAGACUUUCAGCCAGUUGUGGCAGAGACGGCCACCUAUCUGAAGCUUGCACUGUGCAAGCAUGAAACAGUCUAUGACAAAUUCAUGCCUGCACUCAUUGAGCAGUUUCCCGAACAAUUUCUGCACGCAGCCAACUAUUUCACGAUCACAAAUGACCUCACCAUGGCAAUGAGACUUUGGGACUGUGUAGACCAAACAAUCGGCCAAAGGCCUCUUUCUCAAGAGAUUGAAGAGAGAAGACGUCGAGUAAAGAAAGAUAUAGAGGACAGUCAAGAAGCCCUUGCUAACAUUGAUGUUCAGGAACCAAGAAGCAGCGAUCAUGAGCAGACAGCUGACAGCAACCCAAGAGAGGAGGGCGCCACAGGAUGUGAGGAGCUAGAAGAACGUUUUCCAGCCACUGACGAGCAAAAAGCAUUCAUGCCUCUACCAGUAGUGAAAGCCCGGAACACCAGAGGUUUCCACUACGACUUUUUCGUCAUCCACAGUGCCAAAGAUGAAGAGUGGGUAAACUACACCCUUCUGGCAAACCUAGAGGGCGAGCAUCGCCUCAAAGGCUGCAUUGCUGACAGAGACUUUGAGCUUGGCAAAUAUGUUGUAGACAACAUCACAGCAGCCAUCGAGGAAAGUGCAAAGGUCCUCGUCAUCCUAACACCAGACAUGGUGCAAAGCAAAUGGUGCAAGCAUGAAAUGAAGAACGCACUUCACGCGAAGGUGGAAGAGGGAUCAGAGACCGUAAUCCCUGUGCUCCUGAAGGAUUGUGAGGUUCCUGAUGAGAUAAAGAACAUUACAUACUUGGAUGCACGGAGGCAUUUUGACUGGGACCACCUCUUGCGAGAUAUUAAAAAAUGAAAACAUUGAGUACAGGACGCUAUGCUUGUAUAAUGGGCCUAUAAUAACUGUCAAAUUUCUGUAAUUAUAUUGUAUAUAGUGUGUGCUGAAUAUUGUAUAUGUGUAUAUUGUAUAAAUGUAUAGUUUAUAGUGUAUAUGUGUAUUCAUCAAGGUAUACAUGAUAUUAUGUAUACUUGCGGAGGCACUUGCAUAUGUA